This is a messenger RNA of Dunckerocampus dactyliophorus (ringed pipefish), 3507 nucleotides long. RefSeq names its product potassium/sodium hyperpolarization-activated cyclic nucleotide-gated channel 1 (gene hcn1). Gene Ontology annotation, molecular function: voltage-gated potassium channel activity. The transcript has 8 exons. Gene Ontology annotation, biological process: potassium ion transport; transmembrane transport. Bases 167 to 2956 code for a protein of 929 amino acids. Gene Ontology annotation, cellular component: membrane. Lineage: Eukaryota; Metazoa; Chordata; Actinopteri; Syngnathiformes; Syngnathidae. The record is from RefSeq and is a predicted model, not a curated record.
UCUCGGCCACUGGGUCUCAGUUUGCAGCACUCGCGUCGGAAGGCGGAGGAGCUGAAGCACUGUGAAGGACACCAGGAGAAGAAGAAGCUCAGCAAAAAAAGGAGAAAACGGCGCGUCCUUCCCAGUUGGUCUGUAGUCGCUACAACCACGCAGCAGCAGCAGCAGCAUGGAGGACAAAUCCAACUCGUUCUCCAGCAACAAGGAGGAGAAGGCGGACGGGAAUAAUGUGUUUCAGAGGCAAGACUCCAUACAGAAAAACAGCACGGGGAGCCAGAACAUGAAGGACCAUGGCAACUCCGUGGGCUUCAAGGGGGAGCGAGAGGAGGCCAUGGUGGGCUUUGACGAUCUGGAGGGGGCGUCCAGGCAACACGGGUUCAUGCAGAGGCAAUUCGGGGCCAUGAUGCAGCCCGGAGUCAAUAAGUUCUCCCUGCGUAUGUUCGGCAGUCAGAAAGCGGUGGAAAAGGAGCAGGAGAGGGUCCAAACGGCCGGAUACUGGAUCAUUCAUCCGUAUAGCGAUUUUAGGUUCUACUGGGACUUAAUAAUGCUCAUCAUGAUGAUGGGGAAUCUAAUCAUCAUUCCUGUGGGAAUAACCUUCUUCUCAGAACAGACCACCACCACCUGGCUGGUCUUCAACGUGGCCUCGGACACCAUCUUCCUGGUGGACCUGGUCAUGAACUUCAGGACGGGGAUCGUCAACGAGGAGAGCUCUGAGAUCAUCCUCGACCCGAAGGUCAUCAAGAUGAAUUACCUGAAGAGCUGGUUCGUCGUGGACUUCCUCUCCUCCAUACCGGUGGAUUAUAUCUUUUUGAUAGUGGAGAAAGGCUUUGACUCUGAGGUGUAUAAGACGGCCCGCGCCCUGCGAAUCGUCCGCUUCACCAAGAUCCUCAGUCUCCUACGCCUGUUGAGACUGUCUCGACUCAUCCGAUACAUACAUCAGUGGGAGGAGAUUUUCCACAUGACCUAUGACCUGGCUAGUGCUGUGGUAAGAAUAUUUAAUUUGAUAGGCAUGAUGCUGCUUCUGUGUCACUGGGAUGGAUGUCUCCAGUAUCUGGUGCCUCUCCUCCAAGACUUCCCCCCUGACUGCUGGGUGUCCUUAAACGGUAUGGUUAACGUUUCCUGGGGCAAGCAGUACUCGUACGCCCUCUUCAAAGCCAUGAGCCACAUGCUGUGCAUCGGCUAUGGUGCCCGGGCGCCAGUGAGCAUGUCUGACCUGUGGAUAACCAUGCUGAGCAUGAUUGUGGGCGCCACGUGCUACGCCAUGUUUGUGGGCCACGCCACGGCUCUGAUCCAGUCCCUGGACUCUUCACGCAGACAGUACCAAGAGAAGUACAAGCAAGUGGAGCAAUACAUGUCCUUCCACAAGCUUCCAGCAGACAUGCGGCAGAAAAUACACGACUACUAUGAACACCGUUACCAGGGCAAGAUCUUCGACGAGGACAACAUCCUGAGCGAACUCAACGACCCUCUCAAAGAGGAAAUUGUCAACUUCAACUGCCGCAAGUUGGUGGCCACCAUGCCGCUGUUUGCCAACGCAGACCCCAACUUUGUGACGGGGAUGCUGAGCAAGCUGAAGUUUGAGGUGUUUCAGCCCAACGACUACAUCAUCCGCGAAGGCACAGUCGGGAAGAAGAUGUACUUCAUCCAGCACGGCGUCGCCAGCGUCAUCACCAAAUUCAACAAGGAGAUGAAGCUGACUGAUGGCUCCUACUUUGGAGAGAUCUGCCUUCUCACCAAGGGCAGACGAACAGCCAGCGUGCGAGCGGACACCUACUGCCGACUCUUCUCGCUGUCCGUCGACCAUUUCAACGAGGUGUUGGAGGAGUACCCCAUGAUGCGGCGAGCUUUCGAGACGGUAGCCAUCGACCGGUUGGAUCGCAUCGGGAAGAAGAACUCCUUGCUACUGCAGAAGUUCCAGAAGGACCUGAACGCCGGUGUGUUCAACACGCAGGAGAACGAGAUAUUGAAGCAGAUUAUCCGUCAGGACAGGGAGAUGGUGAUGAUGGUGGAUCGCAAGCAGUCGGUCACCGGGAUGAACUCGACGCCAAUGUCCGGAAACUCCAUCAUUAACUCACCGGCCCAACCACCCUUCUCCACCGCCUUUGGAAUGAGUCAGUUCCAGCAGUCCUCGGUACCUUUGACCUACAGUGCUUCAGCUAUUGCCAACGCCUCCGCUGCCCGCAUGCUGCCGGCCGCCGCCGCAGCGGCCAUAUACCCUAUCCCCAGUGUUUCCCACGGCAACCUGAAUUCCUCCUCCACCAACCCGCAGACACCGCUCCAGCCGCAGGGCGCCAUCAUGUCACCGUGCUCCUUCACGGCUGCCAUGUGCAGCCCACCGGUGCAGACGCCACUGGCUAGCCGGAGCUUCCAGUACGGUUCUCCCACAGCGUCCCAGCUGUCGCUUAUCCAGCAGCCCAUCGCCCAGACGUCUCUACCCAGCCAGCAGCCGCCUGUGUCCGCCGCCGGGGCCGGCCCUGCGACGCCGCAGCAGCAGCAGUCGCCACAGCAGCAGCAGGCCCCUUCACCUCAGCGAGGGGACCUCCACAAAAGCACGCAGGCUCUUCAGUCGGGCAGCUUGAGUCGAGACGUGCGACACUUAUCAGCCUCUCAGCCGUCUCUGCCGCACGAAACGUCGCUGGGGCCGCGGGCGCACCAAGCCUCGGGCGACUCGCUGGCCUCCAUCGUGCCACCAACAGCGGCGGCGGCGGCGAUCCAGGGGAUGAAUCUCCAGAGCGGCAUCCGCACCACAGUACCCCAACGGGUCAAUUUGUUCCGUCAGAUGUCAUCGGGGGCCCUGCCGCCCGUACGCUCGUCAGCGGCGGCGGCUGCAGCGGUGGCGGCCGCAGCGACUUCGUCGUCGACAAGCCAGCCCAGGGAAUCACCCGGGUCUCGGAGAGAUUCUGUCCUGAGCAGUACGGAGACUGAGCAAGACAAAAUGCGCUUUGCAUCAAAUUUAUGAUCAUUUAUUUUGCGUUAUUUAUUUUUUUUUAACCACGGAGGAGCUACAUGCUCCUCCUAAAAAUAACCUCAUUGAAAUAGUGUACAUACGAGCCCUUGUAUUAUAUUUUAGACACAUUGUCUCCCUCCUUAAGAAUGUAUAUUAUACAGAUAUUCUCUUUCUUUUACGCCAUAUCUAUAAAGAUAUACACAUAUAUGGCCUGUAUGUGUAUAUGCGGUGUGAACGGGAGCCGGGAGAAUGCGUGAGUGCAUGUGACUGCGUGUUCGAAUCCAACGAAUAUAUUUCGCAACGGCAAUUUAAAAAUGUAGUAUAAACACGAGUCUUCCUUUCUGAGAAAUAUAAUGAAUUAUAUACAAUGUAUGAAUUUUUUAUUUAUAUAUUUAUUUUUUCCUUUUUUCAAGCUGGAAUGCAUUAUGGAUUGUGACUUUUUUUCACCACCGAAGAAGAGGAGAAGCAGCUUUAGGCGCCACUGUGGAAUCAUACAUGCAAAGUAACACUUGCAAAAAAAAACAAGAAAAAAAAAAAAAAACAAAGGAAAAAAAAAAAGCACA